AGGGCGCUUCCUGUUUGGAAUCUUCUCAUGUUUUUGCCUGCCAUAUGAGUUCUGUUAUACUCACAGACACCAUUCAAACAGUUUUAGAAACUUUAGGGUGUUUUCUAUCCAAAGCCAAUAAUUAUAUGCAUAUUCUAGUUACUGGGCAGGAGUAGUAACCAGAUUAAAUCGGGUAUGUUUUUUAUCCAGCCGUGUCAAUACUGCCCCCUAGCCCUAACAGGUUAAAGAUAAUGAUUAAAUAAUUCUACCCUGAAACCUAACUAUUAGUGAUAUGGUUUAUGUAGCCUGUAUAAUGAGUAACUAAAAUGUUAAGCAUAAAUCUAACGAGGUUGGACUGGGAAAGAGGUGUGUGUGUGUGUGUGUGUUUUAAGUAAACACCAAGAACCGUUAAACUGUGGUUGACCUGACAGCUUGAACUCUGAGGGUUUAAGAUAUGAGAGGGAGUACCCAUCAAGGUUUCCCUAAUCUCGGAGGAAUGAAACUGUCGGCUGGGUAAUGAUCUACAGUGUUGAGAGUUCUGGGGAAGAAGAUAACUAACUCUCCUUAAUGUUUGUGUGUAUGUGUGUGCAUAAAUAAGGAGCCUGGUAUAUAAUAGAUGUCUUUGUACAAUGGACUUCAGAGCACCCUCGUGAAUAAACAUUUUUGACUAUUGUAAGCUGGGACUGUCUGUUUCAUUCAACCAGAAUCUUACAAAUCCGGGUUGCAGACUGAGUAUUUUAAUUGAAGUUCAGUUUAAGAACAUUGAGAGCAUAAUUCUCCUAACAACUAGAAUGGAACACUGAUGCUCUGGUUGCAUUUGAAACACUUAAAAAGUAGAUUCAAACAGCACCAGCUCUAGCAGCCCCAGAUUACCCAAACCAUUUUUGUUAUACGUAGCAAAUAGGUGUGAUAAUUAUGCAGCAGCUGUUCUUAUACAGGAAACAUGUAGUGGUAGGAAGAAACAGCCUAUCGCUUAUUACAGUUCUAAACUGGAUCCGGUAGCUCAGGGUUACGCACCGUGUUAUCAAGGGUUGGCAGCAUUGCAUUAUGCUUAUGACAAGGCGUCAACUAUCACCAUGGGAUAUCCCGUGAUUAUAAGCACUCAUCAUAAAAUAGUGGAGCUGAUAGAACAGGAUAAAUUUGUAUUAACUUCUACGGGCUAGGUGGGACGCAAGCGUCCCACCUGCCUAACAUCCGGUGAAAUAUCAGAGAGAAAAAAUUCUAAAUACACAAUUCGUAAUAUUAAACAUUCUUGUAAAUACAUGUAUCUUACAUAAUUCAAAAGAUUAACAUCUUGUUAAUCCAGCCACAGUGUCCGAUUUCAAAAAGGCUUUGCGGUGAAAACAUACAUUAUAAUAAUCUGAGGACAACGUCCCGCAAACACAAGCAUUACUAGCAUUUUCCAACCAAGCAUUAGCGUCACUAAAGUCAGAAAUAGCAAUAAAAUAAUCAAUUGCCUUUGAAGAUCUUCUUCUUUUGGUGAUACAAAAGGCCCAAUCUUCACAAUAAAUGGUAGUUUGUUCUAUAAAAUCCAUUUUUUAUAGCAUAACACGAAACAUUUCCUAACCGGCUAGUGUCAUGAAUUCCGACUCCUUCAACUUUCGACGAAGCAUUCAAUGUAAUUACUCCCGCUAAACACACGUUUAUCCAGUCAUGGUUGGCUUCAUUGCAAUCCUCUGUUUUGUUAGUAACACAGCCAUACUUGAUUGUUCUUUUUGCGGGAUGUAUUGACCGAAAAGACCUGAUUUGAACACACCUAACAAUGACCUCAUUGCGCGCCAAUGAUAUGACCAGUGCUUCGUUGAUUGACUGUAUUUCGGACCAAUGACCACUGAUCGUCUUGAAAUCUAGCUUGGUAGAUAGCCAAUGAGCUAAAGUAAACGGCAAUAUGUAAUGGUUAUAUCCGGGAUGACCAGCUCUUGAACGAAAGUCGAGCGUAACACAGCCAUUCGCCAUUGAAACUUCUACCUGCAGGAGCCACAUUUGUUUGCGCGUAGCAGUUUUGAGUCGAGAUAAUUUUCAGCUAUUUCAUCGAUUAAAAUUAUGGUGAGUAAAUCUGGAAAAUCAAAGGCUGUCCAGGUAUACAGAUGUACAUGACAUAAUUGAUUAAAUAGAUAGAGAUAGUGACACCGAAUUACUUGAAGAGGAGUCGGAUUGUGAGUCAAGUUUGGACUCUGAGUUUGAGGAAAUGUUUUUGCAUGGAAAGGACGCGAUUUUGGACGGGUGUGUCACGUCCUGACCAGUUAAGGGUUAUGUGUUGUUGUAGUUUGGUCAGGAUGUGGCAGAGGGUAUUUGUUUUAUAUGGUUCGGGGUGGUGGUGUAGGUAGUAGGUUGUUUUAUUUAUGUAUUCCAGGGGUUUUGGUCACUGCUCUGUGUUUAUGUAUUUCUAGGUUUAGUUAGUUAGUUGUGGGUAUAGGUUCUAGGUGUGUUUUCUAUGUAGAGUUAAUUGGGAUUGGACUCCCAAUUGAAGGCAGGUGUGUUGAGUUGCCUUUGAUUGGGAGUCCUAUAUUAGUAGGGUGUGUUUGUGGGUAAUUGUUUGUGAGCACUGUGUUUAUUGAGCCUGCUACACUGUCUAGUCGUGAGUACUGUUUAUUGUUUUGUUUUUCCUGUGGAUGCUUUCGUUUUUCCAUUAAAAGAAGGAGUAUCCACAUACCCGCUGCAUUUUGGUCAAUUCAACACGGCACAAUUUAUGACAGGUCCUUCUGAUUCUGACUGGGAGCCCCCACUGCCAAGGUGCCCAUCCCCCCACAGGAGCUGAUUCAUCUAGCCGGACCCCUGCUGUCUCCGGCUCCACACCUACCCCCACCCGGCCAGGUGUGAAGUCUGUGACAAAGAAGCGGAGGUGGGGCAAAGCUAAACCAGCAAUCAGAGAGGAGGAGGGUCGUUGGCACUCUGUGCUGGUGGAGGAUGUGGGCCCACCACCUCCAAUAUUCAGACCGAAAAGGCCACCAGGACCUCAGCUGGACAUGACCUCCAACUACAGCCCCAUGCAACUUUUUCAACUGUUUUUUACAUCUUCAGUUAUUGAUUCCCUUGUCUUCAACACUAAUAAAUAUGGUGCUAAGAAGCAGGCAGGCAAAAAAGAGGCAUGGAAGCCUAUUUCCAUGUCAGAUAUUUUUUGUUAUUUAUCAAUGGUCAUAUACAUGGGUCUAGUGAAGCUGAAAACCCGGAAACAGUAUUGGAAAACUGCACACCUCUAUCAACUGCCUUUCCCCUGCACUGUCAUGUCGUGCAAAAGGUUUCUGACAAUCUCACGGGCGCUUCAUAUCAGUGACCCAGAAGUUGACGGGGACAACGACAAGAAGCGAGGCACAGCAGGGUAUGAUAGGCUCUGCAAAAUUAAACCUCUCUACCACAGUAUAGUUGAGGCCUGCAAGACCUAUUUUCAGCCCGCCCAGAACCUUUCCAUCGAUGAGAGGAUGGUGGCCUCAAAGGCCAGAAUCAGCCUAAAACAAUACAUGCGUAACAAACCAACUAAAUGGGGUUACAAACUGUUUGUUUUGGCUGAUUCUGCGUGUGCAUACAGGUGCAAUUUUUUUGUUUAUGAGGGGAAGAGCAGUUUUGCGACCGGUAAGGGACUCAGCUAUGAUUCUGUCAUGGCGUUAUUAGAUUUUCAACUGCUGGGGAAGGGCUACAAACUUUUUGUGGACAAUUUCUACACAAGCCCUACCCUGUUCACAGACCUGAGGAAGCUGGAUAUGUGGGCUUGUGGCACCAUUCGGCCCAACAGAGUGGGCUUUCCAAAAACCAAGGAGAACGACAUGCCUAAGCGGGCUGAGCGGGGUACCAUCCGAUGGAUUCGCCAAGAUGGCCUGCUCUUUGAAGUGGAUGGAUACCAGAGAGGUGGCCAUGUGCGCCAGUAUCCACAAGUCCUUCAGUGGAGAUCACGUCAUCAGGCGUGUGAAGGGCGCUACUGGGGCAUGGACAGCCAAAAAUGUCCCCAUUCCUGCAGCUAUCAAGGACUAUAACAAGAGCAUGGGGGGGUGUAGACCUGUCAGAUGCGCUGAUAGGCUACUAUAAUGUGCUCCACAAGACCACGAAAUGGUACAAUACUUUUUUUUAUCAUUUCAUUGACAUUGCUGUUGUGAAUUCCUUCAUCAUACAGAAGGAAAUGGCCAAGAGCUGUGGAAAGCUCCCCAUCUCACAGCUAGCCUUCCGAGAGCUGCUCAUCCAGGAGCUUGCUGGCUACAGCAAGUCCACUGCAGCACCUUCUGUCCCCUCUACCUCUGUCCCCUCUACCUCUGUCCCCUCUACCUCUUCUGCUCCUUCAACCAGUGGUGUUCACCUGCCCAAAUUCAUCUCUGCAGGCAUGAAUGUGCCUCAGGGCAAAAAGGGCACAGUGGGGAGGUGACGCUGUGCCCUUUGUCACAGGAAAUGCCCCAUCACAUGUACCACCUGCUCAGUAACUAUGCUUUACAGCAGAAAGAGACUGCUAUGGGCCAUGGCACAAGCAGCACAAUUUUGUGUAGAGGACUGAGGGUCCUCACAAUAUUGUACAUUGAAUGUCUGUAAAUAGUUACCCUUGUUAUUACAAUUUUUCAAAAUGUGAUUUUUUUUUUUUUUUUUUUUACUUUUUUUGAGGAGUGUUAGAAUAUAAUUUUUGUAUAUAGUUUUUUACAUCAAAAUGUAUCAAUUUGGCCACUUGGGUACAUUUGUGUGGGACACCUGGGUGACUUCAUGCUCAAUGUCAUUGUAGCUCGCUCAUUCCUGAAGAUAUGUGUCUGAAACUUUUCUCAGAUACCGUUGCCCUCUUACAUUCUGCAGAGAAAUUAUCCCCAGCAUCCUAUCUGAAUGUUUGGCUGUUCCUGUUCAGUUGAAAGUUGGUGCAACAACAAUAAAAACCAGAAAACGUA
This is a messenger RNA of Salmo salar (Atlantic salmon), 4832 nucleotides long. The record is from RefSeq and is a predicted model, not a curated record. NCBI's taxonomy places the organism in Eukaryota, Metazoa, Chordata, Actinopteri, Salmoniformes, Salmonidae.